Molecule: messenger RNA, 7014 nt
Organism: Pongo pygmaeus (Bornean orangutan)
Lineage: Eukaryota; Metazoa; Chordata; Mammalia; Primates; Hominidae
Gene: RALGPS1
Product: Ral GEF with PH domain and SH3 binding motif 1
Exons: 5
Coding region: 297-623 (108 amino acids)
Biological process (GO): Ras protein signal transduction
Cellular component (GO): plasma membrane
Molecular function (GO): guanyl-nucleotide exchange factor activity
Source: RefSeq, a predicted model, not a curated record
AGGCCCUAGAGCGGAGGGUUCCUACUGCGGCUGGGCACCGGCUCCGCUCCCGCGUCUGCCCGCGCUCCAGCUGCGCCCGGCCUGGCCCCGGCCCGGCACGGCGCGGCCCCGGCCUCCGAGCGAAGGCGCCGCUGCCGCUGGGCCGCUCCCAGGGCCAUGAGGAAGCGGCGGCAGCCACCGCGGCCCGCGUCAAGGUGACCGGCCGGGACUGCGGCGGCGGGGAGAGCGGCGGACUUCUCCAGACAGGUUAUGUUACCUGCAGAGGCUGCCCUGAAGCUCCCUGUGGCCUGGAGACUAUGUACAAGAGGAAUGGUCUGAUGGCUAGCGUGUUGGUCACCUCUGCCACUCCACAGGGCAGCAGCAGCUCGGACUCUCUGGAGGGCCAGAGCUGCGACUAUGCCAGCAAGAGCUAUGAUGCCGUUGUCUUCGAUGUCUUGAAAGUGACCCCAGAGGAGUUUGCCAGCCAGAUUACAUUAAUGGAUAUACCUGUGUUUAAAGCUAUCCAGCCGGAGAAAGGCUGGCCUGCCAGAAUGGAAGACUCCUUGCAGAAGUCCACAGUUUCCUCCAGGCCACAUGACACGUUGCAGUUCAGGAAAACACUGCCUGUGGGUCCAGGAACCUGACCCUCUGGCCUUUUGUCUGGAUGCCGUUUGCCUGCUCUGAAGAAGCGGGCAUUCCAGAAAGCCGAGGUCAAUGUUGGACGUCAGACAAACCCUGUGUGUCUUUGCUGCUCCUUGGAAUCAGUGUUUGGCCCUCGGAGAGGGAAUAACGUGGCCAGCAGGCAGUCAUUUGUAAAGUGGAAAUUGGUUUCGCUGACAUCAUUAAAACCCCUCUCUCAGGUCACAUGCUGGGCAGUUUUCUCAGACCAUCUCUCUCUGCUACACCAGCCUAGUCUAAUCCACUGCCACCCCUCCUCUGAAUGAUGGCAGCAGCCUUUUCAUGUCUCCUCACAUUGAGUUCCAUCCCCCAGCCUCCUCUUUGGAACCAGAGACAUCUUUCUAAAGCCAAAGUCUGACCAUGUCCCUGCCCUGCUUAGAGCCCUCUGUGGCUCCCUACUGCUCCUAGGAUGCAGAUCCGCCUUCAUGCAGCCUCCCAGGCUCUGUGAAAUAGGCCAGCAGCAGACCUCCCGACUCUCUCCUGCUCCAGUUCACCACUUUGUGUGCACACCACAGCCUCCCUGGUGUUCACUCCUGUCUCAGCACCUCUGCACAGGUUGUGCCCUCUGCCUGGAAUGCUCUGCUCUGCCUCCGGGAGAUGAUGAGCAGUCAGAGCUCUGAGGUAGUGCUCCUCCUUCUCAUGCUCCCUCUCAUAGCCGCCUCAUACUUCUUACAUAUGGCACUUUUCACCCUCAUACUGAAAUAUUACGACUUUUAAAAGUUUGAAUUAUGAAUUCAAAGUCUGUCUCCCUCCUGGUUUGUGAACUCCAGGAAUGCAGAGAUCAUGCCAGUACUCUUCAUCCCUGACUCCUGUGAUCUAAUGCAGUGCCUGAUGUUGUUUGUUAUUUGUCGAAUACAUUUAGGAUGUAGCAGUAGUAAUAAUACUAAAAUCCCUUAAAUCCUUUCCACUUCUAUGCUAUCUGCCUCUCUUUGUUCAAAAAACUGGAUUAGGUAGUAGGGGCAGUCUUGGUGUCCACAAGUUGGGGCCAAGGCAUAGAAAGGAUGGCUCCCAGCAUAAGACUCAUUAGAGCUAUUGUUACUUAGCACCCAAAGGCUAAACAGCUGUCUAAUUUGUUACCGCUCUGAGUUCACAUUUGUUAUUUGCGCAUUUUCUAGGAAUUGGUCUGUUUUAACAGUUUCUUGUCACAAUGGAAACAGAGUAGAAAAGGAAUUCCCCCAACUCCAUUCAUUUCAUGGUGGAGAUAAAAGUAGGGGCUGGAGUUCCUCUCUGAGCUGCAGGACAAGACCUGCCUGAAGGGUGGGGAGAGGCUACUGGGGCAGGAGUCUGAACUGGCUGCACACACAGGCCAGCAGCACAUUUGGUCCAACACUUUGCAACUUUGAGACUCAUUUUUUUUUUUCCUUCUUGAGCAUGGAUAUGACAUUAGUAUUGGUUAGAAACCAAAUUUCCUUUUAAGUGAAUAAAUAACACAAAACAGAGCCUUUGGUGAACAGCUGUUUUCAUCCAUGGGGACUUGGCGCCUGGUUGGGAUUUUUGUCUGCAAGGAAAAGAGGGUUUGUUUGAACUCUUGUCAUAGGAACAACUGCAUGAUCCCAGGAAGUUUGGGGUAGUGAGAGGAUCAUAAGUUUUGGAGGCAGGAAGGUCUGCAUUUGAAACUUGGCUCUGCUACUCUGUAGCUGUGUGAUCAUAGGCAAGUUCUCUCAUCUUUCUGUGUCUCUGUUUUCUUCUCUGUAAAGUGGAAAUGAUACCCAUCUCAUAGUGUUAUGAUGGUUAAGAAGAUUGUGUAAGAGGGGGCCUAGAAUGGGCCUUGCACAUGGCAGAAACUCACAAAUUGUUUCUUAAUUUUUGAGAGAAGUCAGGGAUGUAAUAAGGAGAAAAGCAAUAGGCAGCGCUAAUAAGUCAAGCUGAGAAGGGCUCUGGGCUCAGCAGUAUGUAAAGCUUCCCAAGGGUAGGACCUCAUCUGUCAUUGCUGUAUCCCUUAUGGCAAGCAGUGAGUAAGCAGUGUCUGGUACAUGACAGGAUCAAUACUUGUCAAUACUUGUUUGAUGAAUGACAGGUGUGUAGAAAAGCAUUUCCACCUGUAUGGCUUAAAGCUUAAGAGCUUGGGCUCUAGAGAGAGAAGGACCUGGCUUUCUAUCUCUGUGACCAUGGUCAAGUCACUUAGCCUCUCUGAGUCUCAGUUUCUGUAUCAGUAAAAUGGAAAUUAUAAUAUGACUACCUCAAAAGAAUUGGACAUGAGGACAGCAUGAGAUUAUUUUCAGUGUUAUUGAGGUAUAAUUUACAUAUCAUAAACUAUGCAUACUAAAGUCAACAAUUUGAUAUGUAUGUAUCUGUAAAACCAUCACCAUCUCAAUAUAAUGAACAUACCCGUCACCCCCAAAAUUUUUUAAUACCUCUUUGCAAUCCCUUCCUCCUCUUCCACUCCUUCCACUGUUCUUGAAAUUAGGUAGUGUACAUCCUUAAAGUUUGUUACUCUGUUUCAAAAUUGUUCUGACUAUUCUAAUCCUUGGCAUUUCAAUAUGCAUUUUAGGAUCAACUUGUUAAGUUUUACCAAAGAAGUCUGCUGGGAUUUUGAUUGUGAUUGUGUUGAAUCUGUAGAUCCAUUUGGGGAGAAUUGACAGUUUAAUGAUAUUGCAUCACCUGAACUAUGAAACACAAUGUAACUCCAUGUAUUAAGGACUCAUAACACAGUAUAUCACCUCAUGUAUGUAGGUCUUCUCUAAUUUAUUUUAGUAAUGUUGUAUAGUUUGCAUUGUAUAGGCCUUAUACAUCUUUUGCCAAAUAUAUGUAGGAUUUUCUACACAGAUGAUGAUGCCUCUGUGAAUAAUGACAGUCUUGUUUCUUUCUGAACUGGAUGCUAUUGUUUCUUUUUCUUGCCUUGUUGUAUGGGCUACAGCCUCUAGUACAGUGUUGGGUAGAAGUGGUGAGUGCAGAUAUUCUUGGCGUGGUCCUGAUCUUAGAAGAAAAGUGGUCUUUACUCAUUAAGGAUGAUGUUUGCUGUUAGCAGUAAGUUUUUUCAUAGAGGUCUUUUUAUCAGGUUGAGGAAAUUUCCUUGUAUUCCUAAUUUACUAAGAGUUUAGUCUGGAAUGGGUAUUUGAGUUUUAUCAAAUGCUUUUCCUGCAUCUAUUGACAUAAUCAUAUGGUUUUUCUUUUUCAGUCUGUUACUUUAGAGAAUUACAUUGAUUGAUUUUUGACUAUUAAACCAACCUUGUAUUGCUGUGGUAAACCCCACUUGGUUGUGAUGAAUUAUCUUUUUUGUAUAUUGUUGGAUUUGAUUUGUUAAAAUUGCGUUUAGAAUUUCUGCAUCUGUGUUCAUAAUGGGGAAUAUUGAUCCAUAUUUUUCUUUUCCUGUAAAGUUUUUGUCUGGUUUUGGUAUCAGCAUAAUGCUGCCCUCACAAAAUGAGUUGAGAAGUAUUCCUUCCUUUUCAGUUUUCAAGAAGAGUUUGUAUAGAAUUAGUAUGAGUCUUUCUUAAAUAUUUGGUAGAUAUCACCAGUAGAGCCACCUAGGUCUGGAGUUUUCUCUGUGGAAAGUUUUUUUUUUUUUUCUUUUAAAUAGAGUUUAUUUUUAAUAACAGUUUUAGAGUAAAAAGCUUCCACUUUAGCUCCGGUCUACAGCUCCCAGCGUGAGCAACGCAGAAGACGAGUGAUUUCUGCAUUUCCAAUUGAGCUUUGAAGAAAGUAGUGGUUCUCCCAGCAUGCAGCUUGAGAUCUGAGAACGGGCAGACUGGCUCCUCAAGUGGGUCCCUGACCCCCGAGUAGCCUAACUGGGAGGCACCCCACAGUAGGGGCGGACUGACACCUCACAAGGCUGAGCACUCCUCUGAGACAAAACUUCCAGAGGAACGAUCAGGCAGCAGCGUUUGCGGUUCACCAAUAUCUGCUGUUCUGCAGCCACCACUGCUGAAACCCAGGCAAACAGGGUCUAGCGUGGACCUCUAGCAAACUCCAACAGACCUGCAGCUGAGGGUCCUGUCUGUUAGCAGGAAAACUAACAAACAGAAAGAACAUCCACACCAAAAACCCAUCUGUACGUCACCAUCAUCAAAGACCAAAGGUAGAUAAAACCACAAAGAUGGGAAAAAAACAGAGCAGAAAAACUGGAAACUCUAAAAAAUCAGAGCGCCUCUCCUUCUCCAAAGGAACACAGCUCCUCACCAGCAACGGAACAAAGCUGGACAGAGAAUGACUUUGACGAGUUGAGAGAAGAAGGCGUCAGACGGUCAAACUACUCCAAGCUACAGGAGGAAAUUUGAACCAAUGGCAAAGAAGUUAAAAGCUUUGAAAAAAAAUUAGACGAAUGGAUAACUAGAAUAACCAAUGCAGAGAAGUCCUUAAAGGACCUGAUGGAGCUGAAAACCAAGGCACGAGAGCUAUGUGAUGAAUGCAGAAGCCUCAGUAGCUGAUGUGAUCAACUGAAAGAAACAGUAUCAGUGAUGGAAGACGAAAUGAAUGAAAUGAAGCGAGAAGAGAAGUUUAGAGAAAAAAGAAUAAAAAUAAAUGAACAAAGCCUCCAAGAAACAUGGGACUAUGUGAAAAGACCAAAUCUACGUCUGAUUGGUGUACCUGAAAGUGACAGGGAGAAUGGAACCAAGUUGGAAAACACUCUGCAGGAUAUUAUCCAGGAGAACUUCCCCAAUCUAGCAAGACAGGCCAACAUUCAAAUUCAGGAAAUACAGAGAACGCCACAAAGAUACUCCUCGAGAAGAGCAACUCCAAGACACAUAAUUGUCAGAUUCACCAAAGUUGAAAUAAAGGAAAAAAUGUUAAGGGCAGCCAGAGAGAAAGGUCGGAUUACCCACAAAGGGAAGCCCAUCAGACUUACAGCUGAUCUCUCAGCAGAAACUCUACAAGCCAGAAGAGAGUGGGGACCAAUAUUCAACGUUCUUAAAGAAAAGAAUUUUCAACCCAGAAUUUCAUAUCCAGCCAAACUAAGCUUCAUAAGUGAAGGAGAAAUAAAAUCCUUUACAGACAAGCAAAUGCUGAGAGAUUUUGUCACCACCAGGCCUGUCCUAGAAGAGCUCCUGAAGGAAGCACUAAACAUGGAAAGGAACAACCAGUACCACCCACUGCAAAAACAUGCCAAAUUGUAAAGACCGUCAAGGCUAGGAAGAAACUGCAUCAACUAACGAGCAAAAUAACCAGCUAACAUCAUAAUGACAGGAUCAAAUUCACACAUAACAAUAUUAACUUUAAAUGUAAAUGGGCUAAAUGCUCCAAUUAAAAGACACAGACUGGCAAAUUGGAUAAAGAGUCAAGACCCAUCGGUGUGCUGUAUUCAGGAAACCCAUCUCACGUGCAGAGACACACAUAGGCUCAAAGUAAAGGGAUGGAGGAAGAUCUACCAAGCAAAUGGAAAACAAAAAAAGGCAGGGUUGCAAUCCUAGUCUCCGAUAAAACAGACUUUAAACCAACAAAGAUCAAAAGAGACAAAGAAGGCCGUUACAUAAUGGUAAAGGGAUCAAUUCAACAAGAAGAGCUAACUAUCCUAAAUAUAUAUGCACCCAAUACAGGAGCACCCAGAUUCAUAAAGCAAGUCCUUAGUGACCUACAAAGAGACUUAGACUCCCACACAAUAAUAACAGGAGACUUUAACACCCCACGGUCAACAUUAGACAAAUCAACGAGACAGAAAGUUAACAAGGAUACCCAGGAAUUGAACUCAGCUCUGCACCAAGCGGACCUAAUAGACAUCUACAGAACUCUCCACCCCAAAUUAACAGAAUAUACAUUCUUUUCAGCACCACACCACACCUACUCCAAAAUUGACCACAUAGUUGGAAGUAAAGCACUCCUCAGCAAAUGUAAAAGAACAGAAAUUAUAACAAACUGUCUCUCAGACCACAGCGUAAUCAAACUAGAACUCAGGAUUAAGAAACUCACUCAAAACCACUCAACUACGUGGAAACUGAACAACCUGCUCCUGAAUGACUACUGGGUAAAUAAUGGAAUGAAGGCAGAAAUAAAGAUGUUCUUUGAAACCAACGAGAACAAAGACACAACAUACCAGAAUCUCUGGGACACAUUCAAAGCAGUGUGUAGAGGGAAAUUUAUAGCACUGAAUGGCCACAAGAGAAAGCAGGAAAGAUCUAAAAUUGACACCCUAACAUCACAAUUAAAAGAACUAGAAAAGCAAGAGCAAACACAUUCAAAAGCUAGCAGAAGGCAAGAAAUAAGUAAGGUCAGAGCAGAACUGAAGGAAAUAGAGACACGAAAAACCCUUCAAAAAAUCAAUGAAUCCAGGAGCUGGUUUUUUUUUGAAAAGAUCAACAAAAUUGAUAGACCACUAGCAAGACUGAUAAAGAAGAAAAGAGAGAAGAAUCAAAUAGACGCAAUAAAAAAUGAUAAAGGGGAUAUCACCACCGAUCCCACAGAAAUACAAACUACCAUCAGAGAAUA